AUGUCACAGCGCGGGAGAGUCACUGUCCCCGCGGCAAAGGCGGCUGCCAGGCGGUCUCGUCCCCGCCCGGGCGCCCGCCGCGUCCGGCUCCGCUCUUCCCACUGGUCGGACGCGGAGGCCGCGCCGGGGAAGCCGGCGCAGGGCCCCGUGGCGUUGGCAGAAAUGCUUAUGGACCCCGUGCAGAGCCCUGUGGUCUUCGAGGACGUGGCCAUACACUUCUCCCAGGAAGAGUGGGGCCUCCUUGAUGGAGCUCAGAGACUCCUGUACCGUGCUGUGAUGCUGGAGAACUUGGCGCUUCUCUCCUCCCUAGGUUGCUGGCAUGGAGCCCGUGGUGAGGAGCUGUCACAGGUCAGGACGCCGCAGCCAGGCCCGUCUGUCCAGGAGGCCCAGCCCUGUGAGACGUGUGGCCCAGUGUGGAAACACAUGUUGCCUUCGGCUGAGCAGGAUGCAAUGUACCCUGAUCAAGAGCUGUAUGUUCAUGGGGCCAACCAGAAGGAACAAACUGAAGACCAUUUUUCCAGAAGGGAGGAGGGAAGGCGUUCCUCUGCACUAAACGGGGGUGUUCAUGUGGCCAAGGGUGGCUGCACGCGCAGCGGAGGCGGGAAGCAUUUCCCGGCCCGCACAGGCUUGCCCCCGUCCCGGGCCCCUCGCAGUGUGUUGAAAGCACUCACCAGGUGUGGGGAGGCCUUGGAAAGCGGACAGAGUGAUUACAGGUGCGUUCAGUGUGGGAAGGCCUUCAAGCAAAACCAGGUUCUUGUCGAGCACCAGAAAACCCACGCAGGAAUACGGCCGUACGAGUGCAGCACGUGUGGGGUGGCCUUCGUCAGAAAGUUCCACCUUGUGCAGCACCAGAAAAUCCACACCGGAGAGACACCUUUUAAGUGCAGUGAAUGUGGGAAAUUCUUUCGGUACAACUCCACACUCAUUAGUCACCAGAGAGUUCACACUGGAUUCAGCCCUUAUGAAUGUAGCAAAUGUGGGGAAUUCUUUAAGUACAAUGCCAACUUCGUGAAACAUCAGAAACUUCACAAUGGAGAAAGGCCUUAUGAAUGCAGAGAAUGUGGAAAAUUCUUUAGGUACAACUAUAGACUCAUACGACAUGAGAGGGUUCAUACUGGAGAAAGGCCAUAUGAGUGCAGCAAAUGUGGGAAAUUUUUCAGGUACAGCUCCACGUUCAUUAGACAUCAGAGGGUUCACACUGCAGAAAAGCCUUAUGAGUGCAGUGAAUGUGGCAAGUUCUUUAGGUACAAUUCCACACUCAUUAAACAUCAGAGGGUUCACACUGGAGAAAGGCCUUAUGAGUGCAGGGAAUGUGGGAAGUUCUUUCGGUACACCUCUACGCUCAUUAGACAUCAAAGAGUUCACACUGGAGAAAGGCCUUAUGAGUGCAGCUUGUGUGGGGAAUUCUUUAGGUAUAAGUCCAAGCUCGUGAAACAUUGGCAAAAUCACACUGGAGAGAGGCCUUAUGAAUGCAGUGAAUGUGGGAAAUCCUUUAGGUACCACUGCAGACUCAUUAGACAUAAGAGAGUUCACACUGGAGAGAGGCCUUACGAGUGCAGCAUGUGUGGGAAGUUCUUUCGGUACAACUCCAACCUUAUUAAACAUUGGAGAAAUCACACUGGAGAGAGGCCUUAUGAGUGCAGCGAAUGUGGGAAAGCCUUUAGCCACAAACAUAUACUUGUGGAGCAUCAGAAAAUCCACACUGGCGAAAGGCCGUAUGAGUGCAGCAAAUGUCAGAAGGCCUUUAUCAGAAAGUCCCACCUCGUUCAUCAUCAGAAAAUCCACAGUCAGGACAGGUCAAUGAGCACCAGAAAUGUGGGGCAUGUCUUAGAUACAACUCCAACCCAUUAGUGGAGAAUUACACUCAUAAAGCAACUUGCAACUGCAGAGAAUAUGGUGAGUCUUUGAGCUACCACUUUACACUCCUUACCCUGGAGAAGCACCUUAGGAAGGACAGUAGAACCGUGGUUUGCAAGCAUAACUCCUUCAGGGAACACGGCUUGUAAUCUGGAGCACCCAUGUGUCAGCGAAUUUGAAGACCCGUUGUCUCAGUUGUGAUCAAGUGACGUUGGGCGGCAUGUACUACUUGAAUCGCUCAUUUAUCAAGUUAGAAUUUAUGAGAAAUAUUUGCUCGCCUUGCACAACACUCACAGAACAAGUUACAAUCCAGGGUUUAACCGUGUGGUGAAUGUGGGAAAUGGUACAGUUCGUCAUGAUUAGACAUCAGGGUGUCACUGGAGGAAGUAGUGUAGUCAGUGUGUGGUCCCUCGGUGCAGCUCCAGCCCCAUUCCACAGAGAAUUCACAAUGGAAAAAGACCUUAUCUGUGCAACAGAUACAGGCAUUUGUUCAUCUAAAAGUCCAACCUCAUUGGGCCCCAAAAAGUUCACAUCAGAGAAUAUUGCAAAGGGAGAAAGACUUCAGUCAAAUAUCGGCCCUCAUUCAUCCCUGGGAACUACUGUAAUAUAAUGCUUUCCUUUACAUGUAAAUUGUGCAUCCGUGGCACAACUCACCCUCUCUGAAUUGUGCCAUUUAGUAGUGUUAAAAAUGUCACGAAUUUGUGCAACUAAUUUCUAGAAAUGCUUUCAUCUGGCAAAACUGAAACUAGAGCCACAAGACAAGCUUCUACCCCUCCCCACCACAAUUGGCAUCUAUGUUGUUAUACUGUGUCUCUGGAUUUGACUGCUCUGGAGACCUCGCGGGUGUGGAAUCAAACAGUAUUUGUCUUUCCAUGACUGGUCUAUUAUGCUUAAUAGGUUUUUUUUCCUCAUUUGCCAUCAUUUCCUUCUGUUCUGAGAAGGAAUCGGAGUUGACUACCGAAGAUAUUGGGAAGGGUGCCAAUGGGGUCAGUACAGUUUUGCAGAUGUUGUAAUAUAUCUAGAGAAAGAGAAGAUCCGCAUUUUAUAUGGAAUCUUUAUUUCUUAACAGCUUUAUUGAGGUAUUGGCAUACGUCAAACUGCAUCUAUUAAAGGUGUAGAAUACAUUUUCAUAUAUGUAUGCGCAGUGGAAGUAUCGCCAGAAUCAUGAUCAUGAAUAAUCCAUAGCCCCUAUACAGAGUUUCCAUUGCCCCCUUUGUACUUCUCUCUCAGUCCUACGCAACUUGCUAUCCCCAGGUGGGCACUACUGUCUGCAUUUUCUGCAGGAUUUUAUAUAAACGAAUCCUACACUUACUCUUGUAUAGCUGUUUUCACUAAGUGCGUAUGUGUAUUUUUAGCAUUGUCCAUGUUGGGCGUGCAAAAGCAUGGCACUGAAUGGCUAGCAAGGCUCUGUGUUACGUAUUAGAGUGGCUCUGUUCAUAAACAACAAAGGUGCUAAUAAUCACUGAGCAUAAGAGUGGUUUAGAAUGGGAAAGUGAAGUUUGAAGAAAGUAAAUCUAAAUUCAGUUUAAUAUGAAUUCAUUAUCAAUAAAAAAAUUUGAACCAUCUGAAAUCUCUUCCUGGAAAA
Messenger RNA from Suricata suricatta (meerkat), 3442 nucleotides. RefSeq names its product zinc finger protein 548-like. The transcript has 5 exons. The coding region runs from base 1 to 1851 and encodes 616 amino acids. The record is from RefSeq and is a predicted model, not a curated record. Gene Ontology annotation, molecular function: DNA-binding transcription repressor activity, RNA polymerase II-specific. Gene Ontology annotation, biological process: negative regulation of transcription by RNA polymerase II. NCBI's taxonomy places the organism in Eukaryota, Metazoa, Chordata, Mammalia, Carnivora, Herpestidae.